Rhea pennata is the source of this 534-nucleotide messenger RNA. Its product is annotated as anterior gradient protein 3-like. The record is from RefSeq and is a predicted model, not a curated record. The transcript has 7 exons. Lineage: Eukaryota; Metazoa; Chordata; Aves; Rheiformes; Rheidae. Bases 1 to 534 code for a protein of 177 amino acids. Gene Ontology annotation, cellular component: endoplasmic reticulum.
AUGCCCUCCUUUCCAUUACUGUUCUCCAUCCUUCUCUGCAAUGGCCUAAUGGUGGCUACACAGAGAAAGGUCCAGGAGCUCCCCGAUGAAGAGGAGGAGAAAAGCCCUGCACAGAUACGGACCCCACAAACUCUCUCUCGAGGCUGGGGAGAUGACAUUGAGUGGGUGCAGAUGUAUGAAGAAGGUUUAGCAAGAUCAAGACAAAGCAAGAAGCCACUGAAGGUUAUUCAUCAUCUGGAAGAAUGUCCUUACAGCCAAGCUUUAAAGAAGGCUUUUGCUUCUAGCUCAGAGAUUCAGCAGAUGGCUCAGGAGGAUUUCAUCAUGCUUAAUCUGGUACAUUCCAGUAGCGACAAUAACAUGGCGCCUGAUGGCCACUACGUCCCUUGGAUCCUCUUUGUCGAUCCUUCUAUGACAGUUCGAGCUGAUAUAACUGGCAAAUAUGGGAACAGGAUGUACACCUAUGAGCCACAAGAUAUUUCAACCUUGAUCGAAAACAUGAGACAAGUAAAGUCACUUCUCCACACAGAACUCUGA